Messenger RNA from Enhydra lutris kenyoni (northern sea otter), 707 nucleotides. Its product is annotated as apoptosis-associated speck-like protein containing a CARD. The record is from RefSeq and is a predicted model, not a curated record. The coding region runs from base 30 to 611 and encodes 193 amino acids. Gene Ontology annotation, biological process: regulation of apoptotic process; inflammatory response; innate immune response. Lineage: Eukaryota; Metazoa; Chordata; Mammalia; Carnivora; Mustelidae. The transcript has 3 exons.
GAACGAGAGCAGCAGAGGACCCCAGAGCCAUGGGGUGCACUCGAGACGCCAUCCUGGACGCACUGGAGAACCUGACUGCAGACGAGUUCAAGAAGUUCAAGCUGAAGCUACUUUCAGUGCCCCUUCGCGAAGGCUAUGGGCGCAUCCCACGGGGGACACUGAUGUCCAUGGACGCCAUGGACCUCACAGACAAGCUCGUCUCUUCCUAUCUGGAAGAGUACAGCGCAGAGCUCACCAUGAUCGUGCUGCGUGAGAUUGGCAUGCAGGAGAUAGCAGAGCACCUGCAGAUCAAGUGCAAAGGCCCCGCUCCAGGGCCUGCUGGGAUCCAGGACUACCAGACUGGAACCAAGCCAGCACCGCACUUCGUGGACCAGCACCGGGCAGCCCUCAUCACACGCGUCACAGACGUGGAAGCGGUGCUGGACGCCCUGUACGGGAAGGUCCUGUCAGACGGGCAGUAUGAGGCAGUGCGGGCGGAGUCCACCAACACAAUGAAGAUGAGGAAGCUCCUCAGCUUUGCUCCAGCCUGGGACAAGACCUGCAAAGAUCAGCUCCUUCAGGCCCUGAGAAACACCCACCCCUACCUGGUGGCAGACCUGGAGAAAAGCUGAGGUGUCUCCCACAGCAGCAGCCCCACACAGAUUCUGGGGCAGUUCCAGUCCACUCACCCAAAUCUGACUUUUUUAUAUACAAUAUAUGAAAAGCCA